UUUAGAAUCACCAAAAGAAAUGCUUCGUUGAUUGUUUCGACACACACACAAAAACACAAAAAUAAAGAAUAAGGUGAAAAGGAAGAGACAUACAUGGGUGAGAAAAUGAAGCUACCUUAGUAGACUAGUACAACACAUGAACACUGAGUAUUGAAAGCUGAAAUGAACAAGAAACGAAACAGAACAACCUCACAACACAAGACACUCCUGAGUGAUUUGAGUGUGUGAGAAGAAACCGACAAGUUUUUGAGAUAAGUCCAAGCAUCCCAUGUGGUUUCCUCCCACUUUCCAUGAACUUUGUUUCUGUGCCCCUUCCAUUCUUCUCUUAAACCCACUUUUCUAAGGACAACAAUCCAAUCCAAUCCAAUCCAAUCCAAUCCAAGCUAGCUAACCUCUCAGCCAUGUGGGAAUCCCAGGGAGACUCAGCAGCAGGACUCAUCUCUUCAACCAAACUUGGAGUCCAAACUCAAGGGUUUCACCAAAGAGGAAGCUCUUGGUAUGUUUCAGCCGAUAUUCCAAGUGACCUCUUAAUUCAAGUUGCUGAAACUAACUUCCACUUGCACAAGUAUCCUCUGCUAUCUAGAAGUGCAAAGCUGAACAGAAUCUUAUACGAUUCGCGAGACCCUGACUUGAGCAAGAUUGUUAUGGAUGAUCUCCCUGGUGGACCUGAGGCUUUUGAGCUUGCAUCCAAAUUCUGCUAUGGAAUCCCUGUUGAUUUAACAGCAGGCAACAUCUCGGGCCUAAGAUGCACUGCGGAGUAUCUCGAAAUGACAGAGGAUUUAGAAGAAGGCAAUCUCAUAUUCAAAACAGAAGCAUUUCUAAGCUAUGUGGUCUUAUCUUCAUGGAGAGACUCCAUACUUGUGUUGAAAAGCUGUGAGAAGCUCUCACCAUGGGCAGAGAACCUUCAAAUCGUCCGAAGAUGCAGCGAAUCGAUUGCGUGGAAGGCCUGCGCCAAUCCGAAAGGAAUAAGGUGGUCAUACACAGGAAGAGCAGCCAAAGGUUCAAGCCCAAAAUGGAUUGAAAUGAAGGAUUCUAGCCCCAGCAGGAACCAGAAUCAAGUUGUUCCACCUGAUUGGUGGUUUGAAGAUGUUUCAAUCCUUAGAAUUGAUCACUUUGUCAGAGUGAUGACUGCAAUCAAGGUAAAAGGAAUGAGGUUUGAAUUGAUUGGUGCUGGAAUAAUGCACUAUGCAUCAAAAUGGCUGCCAGGGUUGAUGAUGAAUGAAGCAGCAAUGCCAGCAGACGAAUCAAGCAAUUUCAGCAACAGUAAUAGUAGCAGUAGUAGUGGUGGAGGACUUCACAUGAUUGUGGCUGCAUCCAAAGAAGAGAACACUUCAACUACCAGUCUUCAAGCCAAAGAUCAAAGGAUGAUAGUUGAGAGCCUAAUCAGCAUAAUUCCACAACAGAAGGACAGUGUUACAUGCAGCUUCUUGCUGAGGCUUCUUAGGAUGGCAAACAUGUUGAAAGUGGCACCUGCAUUGGUGAAUGAGUUGGAGAAGAGGGUGGGAAUGCAAUUUGAGCAAGCAACACUUGGUGAUCUUUUGAUACCUUGUUAUGAAAAAAGUGAGACUGUGUAUGAUGUGGAUCUUGUUCAGAGGGUGUUGGAGCAUUUUCUUGUUCAGGAGCAGACUGAGAGUGUUAGUCCAAAUAGGGAAUCAUUUUCGGAGAAGCAGAUGAAUGCAAAGGCAAGAGUUGCAAGGCUUGUUGACAGUUAUCUCACUGAAGUUUCCAGAGACAGGAACCUUUCCCUCACAAAGUUUCAGGUUCUUGCAGAAGCUUUGCCUGACUCAGCUAGGACAUCUGAUGAUGGCCUUUACAGGGCAGUUGAUUCUUAUCUUAAGGCACAUCCGACGCUUAGCGAGCACGAAAGGAAGCGACUGUGCCGAGUAAUGGAUUGCCAGAAACUGUCCAUUGAUGCUUGCAUGCAUGCUGCUCAAAAUGAGAGGCUACCACUAAGAGUAGUAGUCCAAGUUCUGUUCUCUGAGCAAGUCAAGAUAAGCAAUGCACUGGCCAACACUGCUUUGAAAGAAGGUGUUGGUGUUGAAUCUCAUCAGUAUCAGCCUCCUGUGCUCACCAACCGGAAAACACUUCUGGAAGGGACGCCGCAAUCGUUCCAAGAAGGGUGGACAGCAGCCAAGAAAGACAUUAACACACUCAAGUUUGAGCUUGACACUGUCAAGACCAAGUAUUUGGAGCUUCAGAAUGACAUGGAGAAUCUUCAGAAACAAUUUGACAAGCUCAUGCUCAAGCAGAAGCACACUUCACCAUGGACUAGUAGCUGGAAGAAACUCAGCAAACUCACCAAGAUCACAGAUAAUCAUCAUCAUCACAUUGCACCUCAGAUUCCAACUCCUGAAGAACCACACACCAGGAAGACAACUAGAAGGUGGAGAAACUCAAUUUCAUGACAAUCUCAUAUUCAUUACAAUCAUAUGUUUGGUGAUUAUGGAUUAAUUAUGUCAGUAAUUUUACACGCCAAGCUCAACCAUCAUAAUUUUCAACUUCUAUUAGACAAAUAAAAUUAGGACCUAAAUGAGAGGAGCACUAAUUUCCACGUGUGCAUAACUUUUUGAACUGUUAGAUACUGACACAACAGUCCAAAGAUUUUCUGGUCCGUUAUGCAAUCAGCAAAUUUUCGUCUCCACGGGACUAUUCAACAUAUCAAUUUAUUUUAGAAUAAUGUGUUUUAUUCUGUAUACCUUUAAUUAAAGCAAUCAGACACUACUUUAUGGUGUGCUGAAGCAAUCAAGCCGCCCUUGUACUAUUCAUUCUGCAAA
Messenger RNA from Arachis duranensis, 2774 nucleotides. Its product is annotated as root phototropism protein 3. Gene Ontology annotation, molecular function: protein binding. NCBI's taxonomy places the organism in Eukaryota, Viridiplantae, Streptophyta, Magnoliopsida, Fabales, Fabaceae. The transcript is spliced from 4 exons. The record is from RefSeq and is a predicted model, not a curated record. Bases 402 to 2405 code for a protein of 667 amino acids.